Messenger RNA from Acanthochromis polyacanthus (spiny chromis), 8008 nucleotides. Its product is annotated as zinc finger protein OZF-like. The transcript has 5 exons. Lineage: Eukaryota; Metazoa; Chordata; Actinopteri; Pomacentridae. The record is from RefSeq and is a predicted model, not a curated record. Bases 375 to 2009 code for a protein of 544 amino acids.
GAGGAACUGAGAAUGAAUGACCGCGUUCAAACAAAGUGUCCGUGAGUUUCUGUUGGGAAAGCAUCAAGAUCUGCGGCAAACUGUGCAGGAUUGCCUUCAUCUCCAAAAUCCGGGUUGCAGCCGCAACUGUCUGAUUGAUGAGUGGAGUCCUGCUCAAACCCUGGGUAGAUGAAACAUCCUUUUUCAAGUGGGGAAACUGCACAAACUGUGAGAAAAAUCAUCAAUGAGAAUCACCUGUCAUUGAAAGUGGGAGGACACUUGACACUAUGGGAGAGUGCAAAGAACAGAGAGUGAUUGGCAGGAGGAGGAGAGUCUGACGGAGGAGCAGAGGAAUGUUGGCAGCCAUUUAGUCUGAGCUCAACAACGGAGGAAACAUGGAUUCUUCACAAAAAAAAUGGAAAUGCAGCAAUGGAAUGAGAUGUCGGACCUCUGAGGAGGAUAAGGAUGGUUCGGCAACAACAGCAAAAAGAGAUGAAUCACUGAGUUGUGCGCAAUGUGGCAAGACUUUUAUCACAGCAACAAAGCUAAGAAUUCACAAAUGUAUUCACACUGUGGAAAAACCAUUCAGCUGUGAUCAGUGUGGAAAAGCUUUUACUCAGAAGGGACACUUAAAAAGACAUCAACUCAUUCACAGUGGAGUGAAACCAUUCAGCUGUGAUCAGUGUGGAAAGGCUUUUACUGAGAAGGGUGACUUAAAAAGACAUCAACGCAUUCACAGUGGAGUGAAACCAUUCAGCUGUGAUCAAUGUGGAAAGGCUUUUACUCAGAAGAGUGAUCUAGCAAAACAUCAACUCAUUCACAGUGGAGUUAAACCAUUCAACUGUGAUCAGUGUGGAAAGGCUUUUACUCACAAGAGUAAUCUAACAAGUCAUCAACUCAUGCACAGUGGAGUUAAACCAUUCAGAUGUGAUCAGUGUGGAAAGGCUUUUACUCUGAAGAGUACUCUAGCAAGUCAUCAACUCAUUCACAGUGGAGUUAAACCAUUCAGCUGUGAUCAGUGUGGAAAGGCUUUUACUCAGAAGUGUGAUCUAGCAAAACAUCAACUCAUUCACAGUGGAGUUAAACCAUUCAGUUGUGAUCAGUGUGGAAAGGCUUUUACUCACAAGAGUACUCUUGCAAAUCAUCAACUCAUUCACAGUGGAGUGAAAUCAUUCAGCUGUGAUCAGUGUGGAAAGGCUUUUACUCUGAAGAUUCAGUUAAAAAGCCAUCAACUCAUUCACAGUGGAGUUAAACCAUUCAACUGUGAUCAGUGUGGAAAGGCUUUUACUCAGAAGAUUCAUCUAGCAAAUCAUCAACUCAUUCACAGUGGAGUUAAACCAUUCAACUGUGAUCAGUGUGUGAAAACCUUUACUCAACAUGAACAGUUGUUGAUCCAUCAAUGCCCCCAUUCUAGUAGAAAGCGGUACCACUGUGACUCCUGUGAAAAAACUUUCAACGACCAACAGAGCUUAAAACGUCACCAACGCAUCCACACUGGACAUGAUGUGUACGUAUGUGAUCACUGUGGCAAACUAUUUGUACGGUACUCACAGUUAAAAGCUCAUGAAGUGACCCACACUGGGGUUAAACCAUACCUUUGUGACCAGUGUGGGAAACGCUACAGCUAUAUUAACAACCUCAAAGUUCACCAACGUGUCCACACUGGGGAGAGACCAUACAGAUGUGACAAGUGUAAGAAGACUUUUACAACUUUGGGUUCCCUGAAACAACACCAGCAGAUCCACACCAGAAAGAAAGCAUUCAGUCAGUGUCACAAUGAGCAGAACGGAACAGAUGGACAAAACUCUCAGACUUGUCAGCACUCUGCCAAUGGUGAACAGUGCUGCUUUGACCAGUCUGGACCAACGUCCAACCAACAAGGAACCCUACAACGACACCAGUGUAUGCACACUGGACACCGACUGAACCCCUGCCAAGAAGAUUUCUCCAUGCAGGGUUCAGUAAAAGUUCAUGAAGUCCUCCACAAACUGAAAGUCCUUGAGAUCCGACUUCACAGAAUUCAGGUCUAAUUUCUUGUUUAGUGUCUUCGUUGCUUCGUUGCAAAAUCCAUUAAGAGGAAAGCUGUCGUUAACAUUGAACAAGUAUAAUAUUGAACAAGUGGAUCAACUAAUCUCUGAUUAUGUGUGAGUUGAAAUAUAAAAACAUGAAGUGUUGGAUGAAAAGUCGAAUUUUUCAAAGCUGACAUGUAGUUUAGAAUAAUUUCUUUGUAAAUUAGCUGCAUCCAGUCAUUACCAUGACAUUGGCAUCAUGGAACCAUGACCACAUAUAUGUGUCUGGAGAUAGUGGCAUUUUUAUAAUGGCACAUUUUCAUGCUUUGACAGAUACAGUGAGGGAAAAAAGUUUUCAGACGCCCUGAAAAUUUUUACACAAUCUUAAAUAUUGUCAUGAAAUAUUUGUUGAAAAGUCUUUUUUGUGUGUUUCUAAGGGUGUGGCUGCAUCAGACAGACAAAAAUACAAAUGAUAUUUUUUGUUUGUUGUUUACAAGAAAAACUAACAAAACUAAAUUCUACCAAAUUUCUCAUUUUAUGGAACCAGUUAGAUGAAAACAAACUGACUUAUUAAAAAAAAAAAUUGCAUCUCCCUAUAUUGCUUUUGCUUCAUUUUGGUCAUUUUGUUCCUAAUUUCAGUGAAUUUUACAUCUGUUUUUGUGACUUUUUGUACCAUUCUGACCAUUUUGUGGUUCAUGUUGGUCAUUUUGUGUGCCUUUAAGGUUGUUAUUGUUUGAAAUUGUUCAUGUUGCUCAUUUUGGUCAUUUCAUGUGUUCAUUUGGCCAUUCUGUGACUCAUAUUGGCCAUUUUUGUUUCACUCCGUGUCUCUUUAUUUUUUAUUUGUCUGCUUUGCUUCAUUUAUGUCAUUUUGCAUCACUUUUAGCUUGUUUUUGUUCAAUUUUGUAUCUCACUUUGAUCAUCUCUCAUCUCUCUUUGGGUUUUGUUUUUUUAUUGUUUCUUGGAUUCAACUUUACUGUUAUUACACAGUACAAGUACUAAGACAGUAAAUGCAUUUUUUUAAAAGUCAGUUGUGAUGUCAGAGAGAAGAACUAACAACUGUUACCACAUUCCAUAUUCUGAAGAAAAUCACUGAAACACUUGAGAAAGUCAGUUUAACACACAAACCUUGGAGAUAUUGGAGAGUUGUGGUGAAGAUUUCAAAUGUGAAACUCGUGAAGACAUGAGUGUUAGGGAAUUCUGCGACGUCGAAAAAAGAAUCAGGAGGCAGACUCAGAGACACACUGGAGACUUAGAUGGCUUAUGUUGAGAAUAAGGUUUACUGAUCAGGAGAAAUGAUACAGUGAGUAACACAGUGAUGUGAGCACUGGCAGCAUCAGUUCUAAGGAGUCUCUCUGGCCUUGGGUACUUAUACCAUUUUGGAGGGCAUGCCAUGUUUAUGUUACACUCCAAAUAUGGAGACAGGAAAGUGAGCUCAGGUUCCAUCUUGUUAUUCUGGCAUCGUUGUCUUUUAUCCCUAUGUUAUCUUUACCAAGCGUCUAUCUGUCUCAGGGUCAGAUUGGGGACAGAGAGCAUAAACACGUUUGCAUCCUCAAUUAAGGAGAACCACAGGUCAGGGGUAACAUCUUGUAGAGUAGUUUGGGGUGAAUUGGUACCUACACUUGAUUUAGGGUGGCUGCAGCUGGCAGACGCACCGGCAUUUAGGAUGUCAUUAAAUAACAGCUGAGGGGACACCUCAGUCGUGAGAAAGUGAGUACUUUUUCCCCAACAGAUCCCUCCUUUUUGAUCGUAAGAGGGAAAAUUAACAUUUAGAAAACCCUGGUCAGAGAGCUUCAGAAAACUGAUCCUGUAAAAUUUGAAAAUGAUGGUUGUCUCAUCAAAAUAUAAACAGAAUAUAAUUGAUCACAUUCUCCAGUGCAUUUUCAAUUCAGUUUAUAAUAAAUUCUAUCACAAACAGACCGUGAGCCUCAAAGGUUUAUGAAGGUAGGAACGAAAACCCAGUGGGACAGCAUUUUCCUACCACCCCCUAUAAGUUUGGGAAUAGAUUCACUUCACCAAAUUCAUGGGUGGCGAUCCUAGAGAUCUGCAUAACAGCUCAAGAGCCUGUUUUCCUCAGAGUUUCAGCUGGUAUCCAGGCAACACAGUUACUUUCAUGUCAUUCAUGAUUAUCCAUAAAAUACAAACACAGUAUAAAACUUAUCGUAAGGCAUGCUUGAGUGAUUAAUACUAAACAAACUUAUGAUUGAAAUGUAGAUGUGACAACACAGUGUAUGAGGCAUGAGUGGGGUGUGUGUGUGUGUGUGUGUGUGUGUGUGUAGGCAGGCAGUUGCAUCUUUCCAGCUGAUCUGGACUAAUCAUCUUUUAUUCGUCCCAAUUACACUGUGGGAUCGAUGCUCCAGACCCUCCUGUUCCUCAGAAUCAGCGCAACUCAAGUGAGCACAAUGAUUCAAUGUGUAAAUCAGUAUCCAGCAACACAUCUAGUAAAAUUCAUAAAUCACAGUAAAAUGUUGUUAAAAUCAUCGAUUAACUUUAAGAUAAAUGCUUUUGAUUACAGUGUAAUUUCCAGUUGCUAUUAAAAAUCAACAUUCAGUAUUCUUCACCAGCUAUCACUAUCUGUUGUGUUAUUUACUGUACAGGUGAACCCACUGAUCCAAUUCUGUGUUACCCAUUAUUUAUCUAUCACUAAAUUAGUUACUUGAUCAACAGUAAUACGCGUUUCAGCACACAUUUUAUCAUAUUAAUAUAGAGGCUACAAGUAGUAAGCAAACCACUCACACAAAUAUUGUUAGAAAUCAAAAAAAUUCAAACAAUCCUGUAAAGUUUCUAAAGUCAAAUCUGUGUGAUUCUUUCAACCUUGAACUAUUACUUUGCAAAUUCCUCUACUCCUUGAGCAUCCAGGAGGAGGACAAGUUCCAUCCUAUUCUAUAGACCCUUUAUUUGUUUACAAACAUUGUGAUGUUUUUUUGUGGGCGGGGCUUAUGCUAGAGGCAAAAGCGGAGCGAGAAGUCAAGCGGGACUGGGAGUAUAUAGUUUGCGCUGGGAGUUUGCGCUGCAAACUCGAGCAUUUUUAACCCGUUAAACUUCAGUGUACCACCGGCAGUACACUUACUAAUUUGCAUAGGAAUUUAAAGAAUGUCCGAAGGCUGCAAACGCGAUUAAACACUAUACACCGAUGGAAAGCUUAGAUUCUCAUGAAUCCGCCGGUAUAAACCACUUUCAGAUGUGAUUACCACAGCGGGUAAUAUAAACACAUUUGUCCGACAAAAAACGAAUAUCCAUCCAUCCUUUCUCUGUACACGGUUUUAACAUACACAGCGUGACUCACAUUUCCGGGUUCAUUAUUACACACAGAUGAAAAUAUUCCACAAAAAACAGCCAUAAUCCAACCUUGAACAUCCAGACGAAACAAGCCAGUAAACUAUUUUGUCCAAAACAUGUCUUGAAGUCGGUAUAUAAUCCACGAAUCGGUCGUUUUCAAGGAAAUGCACCUCGCGAUGCGCGUCCAAUAUUCCCUGUAUUUCUGGUCAUAUUUUUUAUUUACAAAUACGAUAUUAGCGAUUUUUUGUACUGAAAAUGGCUGGAAUUGACUGCAGCUGAUCGUCUCUGUCCAGUCUUUUCGCCUCAGUGCAUUUAACCACAACUGUCUUCAUUCCGUCUGAGCACGAGUGUUCGGUGGAAUCCUAUAAAACUUUAAUUUGCGUUCGCCAAUGUCAUUCCUCCUAUUCUGGCAUCCAAAAACACAGCAGGACGACAUUUUAGAAAAGUUGGUAGAGCCUAGUCCCUCAGUCUUUUGCCUUUCGGUCACGGCCACGGGCUUCCUCUUUUGCCUCCAGCUAAAGCUGUGACGUCAUUCGUGACGUGGGUCAUUAAAGGGUCUAUAGACUUUCAUUGAUGUGAAGUUUAUUAUUUAGUUGUAUUUAGUUUGUGUUUUAAUCUGUAAUAUUUCCUGUUUAUUAGAGAUGUUCUUUCUUUUUUAUUAAUAUCUUGCCUUAUUUUGCUUAGUUUUAUUUUAAAUUAUAUUUUAAUUACCUGGUUCUUUGGUGUGAUAAUUCUCUAAUUUUCUAACUUUUUUUUACAUUUUAACAAAACUAAUUGUUUUCCCAAAUGACUUCUUUCCGUUGUUAUAUUUUACGUGCCAAUGUCGGUAAUCAUAUAAUUUAAUUUAUUGUCAGUUUAGUAUUUAUUCUAUUAACCUUUUGCCUCGAAACUUUAUGUGGCUCAAGGAAUGACACCCUGGACACUUUAACCAGAUCAAGGUCCAGGAUCUUCCAGACCCAGUUACCUUCAGAAUCAUGGUUGAACAAUAUAGCAAUCUUUAGCCUUCCACCUGUUGUUCAAACAGUAGAAGGAAAUCUAUCGAUCUGUUCUUCAUAGGGUGAUAACCAGAGUCUAAGUCCACAGAGUCAAUUUCUCCUUUCUCGUCUCUCUGUUAGUGUUUGUAAGAGAGGAGCAGUCCAAACAGUCUAUUGUCUUUUUGUUUUGCUCCAGACUUCGUGUAUCAGUGUAUGUGUACGAUGCUGGGGCUACACCGGUGAGUGUGUCAGGUUUCAGAGGAUCAGGGCAAAGAGCAUAGCAAACCCAGGGGGUGAGAGCCCUUCUUCUGUAGGAGAAGCUCCAGGUGCAUCUCUCGUCUCUCCACCGUGCAGGAAGUGGCUGUGAACCGUCAGGAGCAGGAUCAGCAUCCAAGCCCCUUCUUGUCGACCGUUGCUAGCCGGCAUCAUGUUGAGUGGACCCACUCUGCUCGGCCCUCGACCUCCACAGCCGUUCCGAUCACCAACAUCACCUUAUAUGGAUCCUCCUAAGAGAAAAAGAUUCUUUCCAAAGACUCGAUUAGUACACAAUCACUACACUUAAAACAAUGAAUGGGCUCCUCCGAUGGUUCUGGGAGCCUUUCAGCGACCUGCAAAUGAAAUGUUCUUAGUAUCUCAGUUAGACGUUUCACAUACUCAGCCAUUCAUUCAUCAGUCCAUAACAGAGUGACUGUGUGUGGUCAAAGUUGCACUAGCUCCUGUGGACAUAGACCGUCCCAUGAGAACCUCAUGGGGGUUCAGUCCUGUGGUCAAAUUUGCAGUGCUGAGAAUUGAAUACAGCACAAUUGAGAUAAUUGGGAGGGCAUUGUGACGACUGGGAAAAGAGCUUAAAAAAGGUAAAGUUAAUAAAACUCCCCAAAUCUUUUAAAUAUCUCAGACUAUGAGUAAUGAGUACUUUUCAGUUUUUACUUUCAGUUUUAUUUCUGACAGUAGGUGUCACUGUUGUGCCAGAAGUAGUGGGGAAGGCGCAGUUCAAGCCACCUCUGUUCCAUACAUCAGAGUAAACAUGGCGCUGAUCUGACCGCAUUUUAACGUGUCCUUUUUCUCACUGCUGCACAGGUAAAUAAGCAUGAAAAUCACGUUAAAGCGAUAAGAAUAUCACUCGGAUUUUUCCUGGUUAACCACCCGACCAACAUUGUGUCCGUAGCUGUUGGUAACCGAGUGAGUGUGGUUUUGUUGUGUGUGUGUAAACUACGUCAGCAUAUUCGUAGCUCGUAGCCUCACAUAGCCGGGAGCGACUACAAGGCAACGUAAUACUUACAAUGCCGAGUAGAUGGGAAUGAGAAUGUGUGAAUAUGUGUGUAAUAUAUUGUAUUAUAUGAGUUAAGUACUUGCACACUCUUGUGAUGCUGUAGUUCUCAGACAGCUAGACAGUAAGACAGCUCUCUGUGUUUGCUCUUGUCUGAAGUAGUAAGUUCGUGUUGUAAGUUUAUCAUGCAUUAGACAUUACAUGUCAAAUCUGCUAAAACUGACUUGGUUAAGCAUGGGUUGCAUUUAUUGAAGUUGUAUGUGUGUAUGUAUGUGAAUACAGGCACCAUAAAUAACUGGUGUUUUGAUGAUGUUGUGAUGUUGAAUUGAAUAUUGAAUGUUGAAUUGAUAAAAUUUACAUGAUCUGGAUUUAGGAAGAUGCAGACAACUUAUUGAAUUGUAUUUGUUUAUUCUGUAUUUAAUAGUGCAACUAUGUUUUGUAUAUUGUCUGUAAUCUUCUGCAUCUCUGUUCCAUACGUCAGAGUAAACAUGGCGCUGAUCUGA